AUGAUUUCUUUGUCACUCACGAUGGCAGCAAAGAUAAUGAGAAAAAACAGAUGCGAACACAUUUUCCCUGAAACGAUUGAACAGAAAUUUCCUCCAAUUUUGCAUCAAAGUUUCUUUUGUGUUCUUGCCUUCAUUUUUUUUUUUCUCAUUCCUCUCUUUUUUUCAUUUAUCUUGAUUUACAUCAGAGUAUUAGUGAAUAAACUAGCAUUUUAUAUUCAGUUCCUUCUUUCAUAUUAUUUCUUUCCUUUUCUUUCUUUCGUUCUUUCUUUCUUUCUUUCUUUCUUUCUAUCACUUUAUUUAAUGAUUUCGUUCUUUCUUAUUUCUUUCUUUGUUUCUUUGUUUCUUUCUUUGUCUCUUCCGCUUAUUUUAUUUAAUGCUUUCUUUCUUUCUUUCUUUCUAUUACUUAUUUUAUUUAAUGCUUUCGUACUUUCUUUUUUUCUUUCUUUGUUAUUUAAUGGUUUCGUUCUUAUUUCUUCCUAUCUUUCUUUCUUUCUUUCUUUCUUUCUUUUUUUCUACCACUUCUUUUAUUUAAUGUUUUUGUUCUUUCUUCCGACGUUUCGUUCGUUCGUUCGUUCGUUCGUUCGUUCGUUCGUUCCUUAUUUUAUUAAAUGGUUUGUCUGUUUCUUUAUUUCUUACGUUGUUUCUUUGUUCCUGCCCUUCUUUCUUUCUUUCUUUCUUUCUUUCUUUCUUUCUUUCACAUUCUAUUUAAUUUUCUUUCUCGCUUUCUUUUUUGUCUCUUACCUUAGCGUCAUUGUUUUCUUUUAUUCAUAUGCUAUUAGACUUUCUUUCAUUCUUUUUUGUUUCUUACUUUUUAAUCUAUUUCUUUGCCACUUUAUACUAUAA
Molecule: messenger RNA, 843 nt
Organism: Acanthosepion pharaonis
Lineage: Eukaryota; Metazoa; Mollusca; Cephalopoda; Sepiida; Sepiidae
Source: the annotation of a GenBank genome assembly